AUGGGUGAUUUCAACUGCAUCACUGAGCCUGGUGAAAAAAGAGGAGGUAAUCCACAUAGAGUGGACAACAGUUUUCCUUUCAUUGACUGUAUAAACGAUUGUGAGUUGGAAGAUCCGGGGUAUACUGGAUCUAUAUUCACUUGGUGCCAUCAUAGAUGUCCAGCAGAGAGAGUUUGGAAGAGGCUUGAUAGGGCCUUGAUUAACCAGAAAUUGAUGAUGAACUUUCCAGACUCCACAGUUACUCAUCUAGUCCAAACUGGAUCUGACCAUGCACUCUCAUUAUUGAUGCUAAAGACUCCAAUAAUAGAUAUUGUUCAACAAGCUUGGGAUGAACAUGUGGAAGGUUCACCUAUGUGGAGGUUCCAUAUGAAGUUAAAAGCUACUUGCAAAAAGCUGUCUUGGUGGUCUAAUAAUAUUCUCGGUGACAUCUUUGAAGCCACAAAAACCAAGGAAAAACAAGUGGCUGACCUUGAAGAGAUCUGUCUUCAAGAAAAUUCAGGUGAGAAUAUGGAAAAGUACAAUGAAGCAAAUGCUAAGCUUAUCAGACAUUACAAGCAAGAAGAGUCAUUUUGGAGACAGACGUCUGGCAUUAAAUGGCAUGCAGAAGGAGACCUGAAUACUAAAUUCUUUCACUAUGUAAUUUCCUCUAAAAGGCAGAGAUUGAAGUUGAAUAAAAUAAAGAACAGCCUGGUUAAGUUUUAUGAACACAUCUUUACUGAUGAUAAUGUGAAUAGGGAUAUGUUUAUGGUACAAAUACUCCCUUCACUAGUUACCAAUGAAGAUAAUGAUAAUCUAUGUGAUAUUCCUUCUAUGCAAGAGCUCAAAGACAUUGUUUUCAGCAUGAGCACUGAUAGUGCCCCUGGACCCAAUGACAUGUCAGGCUUGUUCUACCGUCAUUGGGACAUUGGACUUACAGGGUUUAUGAAAGAAAGAUCUAUUACUGAGAGUAUUACCUUGGCCCAGGAGAUGAUUCACAAUAUGAAUAAACAGGAUCAUGAUUCUAAUAUGGGUAUGAAACUUGACAUGACCAAAGCAUAUGACAGAGUCUCUUGGACUUUCUUAUGUGAUGCUCUCAAGAAAUUUGGCUUUUCUGACAAAUGGAUUAAUAUGAUAUGGAGAGUCAUUGCAAAUAAUUGGUACUCCAUUAAUAUAAAUGGAACCAGACAUGGAUUCUUUAAAUCUUCUAGAGGACUAAAUCAAGGAGAUCCCAUAUCCCCUUCUUUGUUCAUAAUCUGUGCUGAAGUGCUCUCAAGCAACCUGGAAAAUUUGGUGCUGAACAACUUUGUUCCUUUCUCUUAUGAUCCUAUGGGCCCUAUCAUUACUCAUUUAAGUUAUGCUGAUGACACCAUUCUUUUUACUUCUGGGAUUUUAACUCUAUUAGUAUGA
This is a messenger RNA of Lycium ferocissimum, 1386 nucleotides long. RefSeq lists its product as uncharacterized. The coding region runs from base 1 to 1386 and encodes 461 amino acids. Lineage: Eukaryota; Viridiplantae; Streptophyta; Magnoliopsida; Solanales; Solanaceae. The transcript has 4 exons. The record is from RefSeq and is a predicted model, not a curated record.